This is a messenger RNA of Closterium sp. NIES-65, 876 nucleotides long. NCBI's taxonomy places the organism in Eukaryota, Viridiplantae, Streptophyta, Zygnematophyceae, Desmidiales, Closteriaceae. The record is from the annotation of a GenBank genome assembly.
AUGCAGGCCGUCUACGAGGACGACAACCCAGAGAGCCGCGAGGCGCGGCGUUACGCACGUGCGGCGAGCGAGAUGCUCAUCGGUUACGCACGUGCCACCGGCAUCACGCCGCGUAACCUUUGUGCGCUGUUCGAGAUUAAGAACCCGGUCAUCGUGGACCGCAUGGAGCGGGCUAGCCCCCCAAUGAACCUGAAUACUGCGCCAAUCCCCGAUCCCCGGCAUGCUGCGUCCCCCGCGUCCACUCCCACGCAGGUUCCUGCCACGACCGAAGAUGCGGCAUCCCUUCGCCGCCGCGGGCGCGUUCUGCCUGCGUGGAUGUAUGCACAUGCUCCCACCCGCCAGCAGCUGAUUGACUCUGGCGUGAGUGCCGUCAUGAACGGCUAUGUGGACACGGCUGACAAUGCGCUCAGCGGAUUGCUCACCGCUGGGCGCAUUGCGCCUCUCUCGCGGCAAGCAAUGCGCUCAGCGGAUUGCUCACCGCUGGGCGCAUUGCGCCUCUCUCGCGGCCAGCAAUGCGCUCAGCGGAUUGCUCACCGCUGGGCGCAUUGCGCCUCUCUCGCAGCCAGCAAUGCGCUCAGCGGAUUGCUCACCGCUGAGCGCAUUGCGCCUCUCUCGCGGCCAGCAAUGCGCUCAGCGGAUUGCUCACCACUGGGCGCACCACAGCUCUCUCGCGGCCAGCAAUGCGCUCAGCGGAUUGCUCACCGCUGGGCGCAUUGCGCCUCUCUCGCGGCCAGCAAUGCGCUCAGCACAUUGCUCACCGCUGGGCGCAUCACAGCUCUCUCGCGGCCAGCAAUGCGCUCAGCGGAUUGCUCACCGCUGAGCGCAUUGCGCCUCUCUCGCGGCCAGCAAUGCGCUCAGCGGAUUGCUCACCGCUGA